This is a messenger RNA of Ailuropoda melanoleuca (giant panda), 1680 nucleotides long. It is a transcript of the gene RAE1, whose product is annotated as ribonucleic acid export 1. Bases 200 to 1306 code for a protein of 368 amino acids. The transcript is spliced from 12 exons. NCBI's taxonomy places the organism in Eukaryota, Metazoa, Chordata, Mammalia, Carnivora, Ursidae. The record is from RefSeq and is a predicted model, not a curated record. Gene Ontology annotation, molecular function: protein binding.
GGCUCCGAGGCGCCUGCGCGGUAGCUCCGCGGUAAUUGGGGCAGUUUCUUCCACCCGCGCGAGGGUGUUUCGGCCUUGCGGUUUGUGUGCGCGGCCGUUCGCCUUCGCCUCCUCCGCGCCCGAGCGGGUUCGCAGGCUCCCGAGUCCUUCCCGCUGCUCGCCACCGACUCCCCGCCGCGGCGUGACUCUCAGGACCAAAAUGAGUCUGUUUGGAACAACCUCGGGUUUUGGAACUAGUGGGACCAGCAUGUUUGGCAGCACAAGCACAGAUAACCACAACCCUAUGAAGGAUAUUGAAGUAACAUCCUCUCCCGAUGACAGCAUUGGUUGUCUAUCUUUCAGCCCACCAACCUUGCCUGGGAACUUUCUUAUUGCAGGAUCCUGGGCUAACGAUGUUCGCUGCUGGGAAGUUCAAGAUAGUGGACAGACGAUUCCAAAAGCCCAGCAGAUGCACACGGGGCCUGUGUUAGAUGUCUGCUGGAGUGAUGAUGGGAGCAAAGUAUUUACAGCGUCAUGUGAUAAAACUGCCAAAAUGUGGGACCUCAACAGUAAUCAAGCAAUACAGAUAGCACAGCACGAUGCUCCUGUGAAAACCGUACAUUGGAUCAAAGCACCAAACUACAGCUGUGUGAUGACUGGGAGUUGGGAUAAGACUCUGAAGUUUUGGGAUACACGAUCAUCAAAUCCUAUGAUGGUUUUGCAGCUGCCUGAAAGAUGUUACUGUGCUGAUGUGAUCUACCCUAUGGCCGUGGUGGCAACUGCAGAGAGAGGACUGAUUGUCUACCAGUUAGAGAAUCAACCUUCUGAGUUCAGGAGGAUAGAAUCUCCACUGAAACAUCAGCAUCGAUGUGUGGCUAUUUUUAAAGACAAACAGAACAAGCCGACUGGCUUUGCCCUGGGAAGCAUUGAGGGCAGGGUUGCUAUUCACUACAUCAACCCCCCAAAUCCUGCCAAAGAUAACUUUACCUUCAAAUGUCACCGCUCGAACGGAACCAAUACCUCAGCUCCUCAGGACAUCUAUGCGGUAAACGGGAUCGCUUUCCAUCCUGUCCAUGGCACCCUUGCAACUGUGGGUUCUGAUGGUAGAUUCAGCUUUUGGGACAAAGAUGCCAGAACGAAACUAAAAACUUCAGAACAGUUAGAUCAACCGAUAUCGGCUUGCUGCUUCAAUCACAAUGGAAAUAUAUUUGCCUACGCUUCCAGCUACGACUGGUCAAAGGGACAUGAAUUUUAUAAUCCCCAAAAGAAAAAUUACAUUUUCCUGCGUAAUGCAGCCGAAGAGCUAAAACCCAGGAAUAAGAAGUAGUGGCCAGAGACUUCUGGGUUGUCCAGAGUUGUUUCCUCUCCACUCUGCCUCAUCUUUGUACGGAUUUGGGUCCCAGUGUUUGGUAGGUUGUCAGCCCUGGAUGUGGAUUUCAAGCCCCGGAGGAAACAAUGUCCUUGAUCAGCAGUCAGGAGCCCCGCUGGCCCCAGUGACUGUCCGUCUCUCCAUUCCACUGCCUGUUACAGAUUUCUUCUGUGACUCCACGGGGAUUGAAAUGAUUCUAGAAGUUAGAUUCCUGUGGGCGACACAGGUAUCUUGCAGUGCUUCAUUCAGCCGUGUAUGUAUUCGAGAACAUUGGGAAACAUUCUAUGAACGCUGUACUGUAUUUUGUAAUAAAAUGUUUUGAAGAUUCCCUA